Molecule: messenger RNA, 2019 nt
Organism: Stegastes partitus (bicolor damselfish)
Lineage: Eukaryota; Metazoa; Chordata; Actinopteri; Pomacentridae
Gene: foxred1
Product: FAD-dependent oxidoreductase domain containing 1
Exons: 11
Coding region: 133-1665 (510 amino acids)
Biological process (GO): mitochondrial respiratory chain complex I assembly
Cellular component (GO): cytoplasm
Source: RefSeq, a predicted model, not a curated record
CUCGCUGUCACUUUGCAGACUACGUUUCACGUUUCUUAAAUGGAGACGUGAAAGUUUGUCCUCGCUGCUCUUGUUUUGGUUUGCACGCUGUCUAUUAGCCGCUAAGCUAUCUCGGCUAGCUCGUUAGCAGCGAUGUCGGCGUGGCGGCGGUUGCAGGUGAAGCUGCGGACGGCUCCGGGUUUUUUCGCCUCCAUUCAGCUGACACGGAGACACGCACGCCAGUAUGGACCCUUGACGCUGUGCCGAAGCCUGAGCACAGGAUCACCUCUCCAGAAUAAAUACUUUAAAGACCUGAAGGCCCAGCUGGCAGGCUUCAGGAAGAAGGCUUCGGACGCUUUGCCCGGGAGCAGCUGGACUCCUCUGCUCGUUAGCCCCAACCUUCCCCCGGCGAGAGUCGACAUCGUGAUCAUUGGAGGCGGUGUGGUGGGCUGGUCCAUCGCCUACUGGCUGAAACAGAAGGAGAUGAUCCGAGAAGGGGCGAGAAUCCUUGUUGUAGAGAAAGAUCCAAUGUACUCCCAGUCCUCCACGGUUCUGUCUGCCGGGGGGAUCCGACAGCAGUUCUCCCUGCCGGAGAACAUCCACUUGUCUCUGGCCUCCGUAAACUUCAUGAGGAAGAUUAAUGAUUAUCUUGGCGUGAUGAACGAAGACCCAGUGGACCUGCAGUUCAACCAAUCAGGAUACCUCUUCCUGGCAAGUGAGCAAGGGGCUCAAAUCAUGGAAGAAAACUACAUCACCCAGAGGAAUGCCGGAGCCCACGUUUCUCUUCUCUCCCCGACACAGCUGAAGCAGAAAUUUCCGUGGAUAAACACAGACGGGGUAGUGCUGGCUUCAUAUGGGCUGGAGAACGAGGGCUGGUUCGACCCCUGGACUCUGCUGAACGCCUUCAAGAGGAAAGCCAUCUCUAUGGGAGUCAUUCCAUGCCAUGGAGAAGUUACAGAUUUGAAAUGUACAACAAAAAUGCUAAGAAGUGAUUCUGAUGAAAUCAUGGCUGUGAAGAGAAUCAAUUAUGUCAAAGUGCAGAUGCUGAACAGCCUGGAGUACCAGCCGGUGGAAUGUUCUAUUGUGGUAAAUGCAGCAGGAGCCUUUUCUGGUAAACUGACCAAGAUGCUGGGAAUUGGCUCUGGCCCCAAGGACUCCAUCGCUGGAAUUCCACUGCCUGUUGAGCCUCGGAAAAGGUAUGUGUACGUGGUCAACUGUCCCGACGGUCCGGGUCUAGACACUCCCUUCUUGAUCGAUUAUUCUGGAGUUUACUUCAGAAGAGAGGGUUUAGGAGGAAACUACAUCGCUGGAGUGUCGCCAGAGGAGGCAGAGGAGCCAGAUACCAAUAAUCUAGAGGUGGACCACCAGUUUUUUGAGGAAAAGGUUUGGCCUGUGUUGGCUCAUCGAGUUCCUGCUUUUGAAAAACUGAAGGUGACCAGUGCCUGGGCGGGUUUCUACGACUACAACACCUUCGACCAGAACGGCAUCAUCGGUGUUCACCCUCUCAUCAACAACAUGUACUUGGCCACCGGUUUCAGUGGUCACGGCCUGCAGCAUUCGCCCGCAGUGGGUCGUGCUGUGGCAGAACUGAUCCUGGAUGGAAACUUUAAAACCCUGGACUUGAGCAGCUUCAGUUUCGGACGGAUACUGAGCCAGGAACCGAUGCUCGAGAGAAACAUUGUGUAGCGGAGCUGAAACAUGGACUUGUACCAUUCAUGCUGCUGCCAAUGACAAAUUGUUAAGAUUCAAGUCUUAUUUUUGUAGCUGUAUUUUAUCAGUAAUACUGAGUCUGUACUCACCAGAUUUGUUACUAAACUCUGGGAACUUCAUCACUAAAAAAAACCUCAAUGGUUGAGACCAUCCUACCAAGAAAAACAACAGUUAUUUCAGACUCGCAUGUGUCCAAACAUGACAUUUAUCUACAAACUGAAGCUGCAGGAAUUAUAUAUCUUGUCAGGAACAAAAGAGGAAAUAGUGUGAGGUCUAUGGAUGGGUCAACCAAAUAUCAGAACCCAAGUUUCAUAAAGACAGUUAAAAAUA